Aegilops tauschii subsp. strangulata is the source of this 858-nucleotide messenger RNA. The record is from RefSeq and is a predicted model, not a curated record. Lineage: Eukaryota; Viridiplantae; Streptophyta; Magnoliopsida; Poales; Poaceae.
AUGGCGUCCCCCCACUCCGGCAACUCCAAUCCGUUCGCCGGUCCCGAGCCCAAUGCCACCGCCGUUCGCGAUCUUGAUAUCCACACCCGUGUCCCCAUCAAGCUCGAUCAGUCCAACUCCUUGUACUACGCAUGGAAGACUUACUUCAACCUCGUCUUCCGCGAUUACCACCUCGUCGAGCACGUCGACGGGUCCGUUGAUGGCGAUCUCAUGGCGGGCUAUCCGGACUGGGCGGCCAUUGAGGCCUCCCUCAUACAGUGGUUCUACCUCACCGUCUCGCCGGACAUCUUCCACACGGUCGUCUCGGAGGAUGACGACGCGUGUGCCGUGUGGACCAAGAUCAACAACUUAUUCACCGACAAUCAGCUUCAAUGCCUUGUGUUUUUGCAGCAGGAAUUUUUCGGGUGCCACCAAGAUGACUCCUCCAUCGAUGACUACUGCAUGCGCCUCAAGCGGCUCGCUGACGAGCUCCGUGACAUAGGCGCAAAGGUGUCUGACGAGCUCAUGCUUAGCACUCUCUCCACCGGCCUCAAUGAGGACUUCGGCAACGCGGCCUCGAACCUCUCCCUGCUGUCGAACCCGACCUUCCAGUCCAUCGCCGCGUAUUUACGCUUGGAGGAACGCCGGAUGACAAAGGUCAAAGCUCGCGUUCAUCACACUGCCCUCGCCGCCGGGACGUCUCGCGGGACACCUCUGCCCGCCCCGCCUCAUCCACGUCCGCCCGUGCCACCGGGGUACUUCCCCCUCCCGCCGGCUCCGCCCGCACCACCCGCCCCUCAGCAACAGCAGCAAGGCGGUGGUGGCGGUCGCCACAACCGGCGCCGUGGGGGCGGCCGCCCCGGGCCACAACAGCAGUAG